AUGCCAACACGUCUCAGUCAGAUUCAAGACUGCCUUGUCGAAUCUGGCAUGUAUAUCGGUGAUGCGUUUUAUACCAGUUCUCAACAUUUUUUGACCGUCAGAUAUAUAGGUGAUCAUUCAUUUCACAAGAGCAUUGCAUGGUGCCGCAUGGGCAAGGCCAAUCAACUUGUCAUCACACCAUCAACCUCUGCUUCUGGCCCAGCAACUGACCUGCUAGGACCAGAGAUUGCAGUCCUCAGUGCAGUCGCGCAAGUAUCUUCCAAUGAUUAUUACUUGACCGCAGAUGCCAGCUACAAGGGAGCAUCCUACUUCUGGCCGGAUUUCGCUACUAUUAAGCCCUCUUGCACUAAUGAGCGGCCAAAUAUUGAGUCCUUCAACACUGAUUUUGACGUUGUCAUCGAGAACCUGAAGUGGGUGCAAGACAUCAUUACAACUGAUGGCUUUAUCCUCAAACGUGGUGUUUUCCCACCAUACACUGAUGAAUAUUGCUUCAAACCACUUGACAGUGAUGAUCUGGCCACCAACAAUACAGAGGACGAAGAGCACAACUCAGAUUCCCAAACCAACAAACUUGAUGGUAUCUUUUUGAUCGAGAACUGGCCAACGGUCAACGAUGCUGCCAAGGGUGGUCUGGAGGGGAUCAAGAAAACCCAUUGA
Messenger RNA from Suillus subalutaceus, 657 nucleotides. RefSeq lists its product as uncharacterized. The record is from RefSeq and is a predicted model, not a curated record. The transcript has 3 exons. Lineage: Eukaryota; Fungi; Basidiomycota; Agaricomycetes; Boletales; Suillaceae. Bases 1 to 657 code for a protein of 218 amino acids.